AUGUGGAAGAGGAAGAGGGAAGAGGCAUGGGAAAAGGGGGAAGAGGAGGAGAAAGGCAUAUUUAGUAAAAGUAAGAAGAUAACGAGGUCACCGGGGAAAGAAGAGGGAAAGAAAGAAGGAGAGCAGAAGGGGAUAGAGAAGGGAGAGGAGGAGAUGAGGAAAUGGAAAAGGGAGAUGGAGGGGGUAAUGAAGGAGGUGAUGAGGAUGGGGUUGGAGGAGUGGAAGGAAGAAAUGAGACAGAUGAAGGAAGAAGUGAAGGAGGGAAUAUUAGACAUAAGGAAGGAAAUGAAGGAGAUUAGAGAUAAGGAGGAGGGGUGGAGGGAGGAGAGGGAGGAAAUGAAAAGGCAUAUAAAGGGAUUGGAAAGGAGAAUAGAAGAGAUAGAGAGAGACGGAGAGAAUGAGAGGGAAGGAGGAAGGAAAGAAGGGAAGGGAGAAGGAGGAAAAAUAGAAAUAAGAAUAAAAGAGAUAGAAAGGAGGAUGGAAAGGAAAGAGAGGGAAGAGAGGAGAAGGAAUUUGGUAAUAAAAGGAAUAGAGGUAAGGGAAGGGAAAAGGAAAGAAGCGGUAGAAGAAUUAAUGAAGGUUAUAGAAGCGAAGGUAAAGAUAGAAGAGAUAUGGAGGAUAGCGGAGGAUAGAGAAAAAGGAAGAGAGAUAGUGGGGAUAAGGCUGGAGAAUGAUGAGAAAAGGAAGGAGAUAUGGGAGAGAAAGAAAAUGCUUAAGGAAGGGAAGGGAGAAGGAGGAAAAAUAGAAAUAAGAAUAAAAGAGAUAGAAAGGAGGAUGGAAAGGAAAGAGAGGGAAGAGAGGAGAAGGAAUUUGGUAAUAAAAGGAAUAGAGGUAAGGGAAGGGAAAAGGAAAGAAGCGGUAGAAGAAUUAAUGAAGGUUAUAGAAGCGAAGGUAAAGAUAGAAGAGAUAUGGAGGAUAGCGGAGGAUAGAGAAAAAGGAAGAGAGAUAGUGGGGAUAAGGCUGGAGAAUGAUGAGAAAAGGAAGGAGAUAUGGGAGAGAAAGAAAAUGCUUAAGGGUAGAAAGGAAAGAAUAGUAGAGGACUGGACAUGGAAAGAAAGGAGGAUGAGAUGGAAAUUGGAGGAGAUAGCCAGGGAAGAGGAAAGGAAAGGGAAAAGUGUAUGGAUAGGAUAUGGGAGAGUAAGAAUAAAUGGGCAAUGGUGGAAGUGGGAUGAGGAGGAGGAGGUGCUAAGAGACGGGAAAGGGUGCACAAAAGUAGGGGGGCAGGGGGAAGGGAGAUUGGGGAGGAGGGAAGCAUGGGAUAGAAGAGAGAAGGGAAAGGGACGGAAAGGUGAGGCGAGAGGACGGGAGGGAAAGGGAGUGGAGAAUAGCCUUCUGGAAUGUGGCAGGGGUGGGAAAUAA
Molecule: messenger RNA, 1359 nt
Organism: Linepithema humile (Argentine ant)
Lineage: Eukaryota; Metazoa; Arthropoda; Insecta; Hymenoptera; Formicidae
Source: RefSeq, a predicted model, not a curated record